Messenger RNA from Enhydra lutris kenyoni (northern sea otter), 2387 nucleotides. Its product is annotated as transmembrane protein 185A. The transcript is spliced from 6 exons. The record is from RefSeq and is a predicted model, not a curated record. The coding region runs from base 30 to 998 and encodes 322 amino acids. Gene Ontology annotation, cellular component: dendrite. NCBI's taxonomy places the organism in Eukaryota, Metazoa, Chordata, Mammalia, Carnivora, Mustelidae.
AGGAGGCCGCCGCGGCGAAGUUCUCCGCCAUGAACCUGAGGGGCCUCUUCCAGGACUUCAACCCGAGUAAAUUCCUCAUCUACGCCUGUCUCCUGCUGUUCUCUGUGCUGCUGGCCCUUCGUCUGGAUGGCAUCAUUCAGUGGAGUUACUGGGCUGUCUUUGCUCCAAUAUGGCUGUGGAAGUUGAUGGUCAUUGUUGGAGCCUCAGUUGGAACCGGAGUCUGGGCACGAAAUCCCCAAUAUCGAGCAGAAGGAGAAACAUGUGUGGAGUUUAAAGCCAUGUUAAUUGCCGUGGGCAUCCACUUGCUCCUGUUGAUGUUCGAAGUUCUGGUCUGUGACAGGAUCGAGCGAGGAAGCCAUUUCUGGCUUCUGGUCUUCAUGCCUCUGUUCUUCGUCUCCCCGGUGUCCGUUGCAGCUUGUGUCUGGGGCUUUCGACAUGACCGGUCACUGGAGGUCGUGUGUGUCCCUCUGUGGAUUCUCAUGUCCUUUCUGUGCCUGGUGGUCCUCUAUUACAUCGUGUGGUCUGUCCUGUUCCUGCGCUCCAUGGAUGUGAUUGCAGAACAGCGGAGGACGCACAUAACAAUGGCACUGAGCUGGAUGACCAUCGUCGUGCCUCUCCUUACUUUUGAGAUCCUGUUGGUUCACAAACUGGACGGCCACAACGCGUUCUCUUGUAUCCCGAUAUUUGUCCCUCUCUGGCUUUCCUUGAUCACUCUGAUGGCAACCACAUUUGGACAGAAGGGAGGAAACCACUGGUGGUUUGGUAUUCGCAAGGAUUUCUGUCAGUUUCUGCUUGAAAUCUUCCCAUUUUUGAGAGAAUAUGGAAACAUUUCCUACGACCUCCAUCAUGAAGAUAAUGAGGAAACGGAAGAAACCCCAGUUCCAGAACCUCCUAAAAUUGCUCCAAUGUUUCGGAAGAAGACCAGGGUGGUCAUCACCCAGAGCCCUGGGAAGUAUGUCCUCCCACCUCCCAAAUUAAAUAUUGAAAUGCCAGAUUAGACACACUCCCUCGAACAGGAUGCAAGUGGACUGGGACGCACGCUGUCUUCUACCCUCCUCUGCCUCUCCGUUUACCCCACCCAGAACUGGAACUGGAGCAGGGGCUCCAGGGACUUCCAUCUCAUGCCUUGUUUGCACUCAAUGCCUACCAGUGACUCACCAUGACGGGACGCACACAGGGCAGGGGACGGGCGCGUGCAGUGUGGGCUGGGGGGGGGGUUGUCAGCGGCUGUGGGUGUGAUGGAGGGACCACAGGUGAGAAGGAGAAAGUGAUCCCCUCUGGGCAGGUGCCUCAGGAGCUGGCUUGGCUCUGUUGCGGAUGGCUGAUGAGGCCAGAGAAGGAACUGGUUUUCAAAGUGCUAAAAUUCCCAUCAAAAGUGUUCUUUGAAAAUGUUUCUUUAAACCAGGCUGGCCUCACCACGUAGCUUCGCGUCUGCCAUUGGGGUGCAGUCAGUGGACACUGUCGCCGAAGCUCCGGGGCCCCUUGCGCCCGCACCGCCCUUUCUGUGUAGCUCCUGCGGGGGGCGCUUUCUCCCCAGGCAGCGCCGACAGCGGUUUUUAAUGGCCCCAUUGCUGAGCCCUUUCUAAUGGAGUGACUCCGUGCCUGUAUAGUAUUUAUACAAAUAUUUUAGCAUUGUAAUAUACCGUGUCAAAUCCUAGUUCUGUACAGUAUAUUCUGUUAAAGUAUUUUUUUACGAGCUUGUAUUGGAGACAUAAGGUGUUCUGAUGCGGAAGUAGAAGUUGCUGGCACACCUGUCCCGCCCGGGGGCGCGAUGCCAUCAGGGCACAUCACCAUUUCCCCCGUGAGAUCCGCACAGUAGCUGCUGCCGCCGGAACAGCCACAAAAACCAAUGCCUAUGUCCGGGGAGUACCGGCUGUCAGACAACAAUCACGCGUGACCUGAAACUAGAAAUGCGGGACAGAGUGGCUGAGACGGGGAACAGCCACUGGAAGGGGGAAUUAUUAAGGUCUGAGGCCUUGUGUCUGCCCUUGACAGAAGCCCUUCCUGCUGGUCCCAGACCUUUCUUGAGAAGAACAAUGGCUCCCAGCGUGGCGAGGUUGCGGCGCGAGCCCUGAGGCAAGGCAGAAGCAAGCAGCCCUCCAGGCUGAGAGUCUUCUGGGAGAACAAGCAGCCCUUUGUUCCGGGGGGGAAAAGGAGCACCAACAUGCUCACCCAGGACGGGAGGGAAGGGUUUGACAUGUGCAGCAGCUGGCGUGGCGGAACCGGGCUCAACGGGUGUCCAGCACACACGCGCGCGUGAGACCACCUAGCACGGGCUCCCGCAAGCCUGUGGUCUCUGCGGUAGAGGGAGCGCUCGGGAUGGCGAAGCCUUACCUGCUUGGUGUGGAACGAAUGUAGCGCAAUCCACUAUUUUUCCUCCCUGCAGC